CACACACACACACCAGUCAGGAUGCCACACAGACUAUUUCUAAUGUUUGUGGAAGCAUGUUUUUGUAUCUGACAUACAAUAAUAAAGCUUGUCACUGACACUUUCAGUCUUUUUGCAUCUGAUAACCGCUUCCAGCUUAAACAACAUAGCUGCAACAUGUGUGCACGUCUCUGCUGUUCCAGCCAUACAUGUGCAGUGACCAAGUGAUCUGGCUCCUCAUGGCUCCAUGAUGGCCCAGGCCUUCAGUGGUGGAUCCUUCAGACGUUAAAACUCGUAGAGCAAAUCAGACAAAACCAGCGUGCCCAACAACCACAACUGGACUGAUGACAGGCGCUGACACCGUAAACCAGGCAGUUUAUGAAGUCCAGCGCCGAAGUCGGAGGCAGCAAUGCGGCGUCAGAGCUCCAGUCUCUGGUUUUCAGGUAAUGGAUCCGAACCUUUCCUGUCUCAUCCUUUUCAAUCUCAUUUGCCUGGUUGCCUGCACUUCUGAGAACCACCAGCACAAUGGCAGCCACCACUAUGAUUACUGUGUGGUUGGAGGUGGUCCUGCAGGACUUCAGAUGGGUUACUUCCUCUCCAAGGCUCAAAGGAACUACAUCAUUUUGGAGAGGAACUCGGGACCUGGCAGCUUCUUCAACAAAUAUCCCAGACACAGGAAGCUCAUAAGCAUAAACAAGAUCCACACAGGAAGACAGAACCGGGAGUUCAACCUCCGCCACGACUGGAACUCGUUGCUGAGCGAUGAUCCCAACCUCCUGUUCAAGAGAGUCAGCAGAGAGUUUUACCCACCAGCGGAUACCUUCCCUCUCUACCUGUCCAUGUUUGUGAAGGAGCUUGGCUUGAGGGUCCUGUACGGUGUGGACAUCGGAAAGAUCCGAGCUGUACAGUCACAGACUGCCAGGCGCUACCUCCUGACUGAUCAACAUGGAUCACACUACUUCUGCAGCAUCCUUCUGGUGGCUACAGGCUUGUGGGUUCCUCAAACAGUAGACUUUGUGGGGUCAGACCUGGUGGAGGGCUACGAGUCCAUCUCAACAAACCCAGAAGACUUCAAGAAUCAGGCGGUACUGAUCCUUGGAAAGGGGAAUUCUGCCUUUGAAACAGCCCAGAGCAUCCUGGGAAGCGCGAGUCGGGUGCACAUGCUGAGCUCCAGCCCGGUUCGACUUGCUUGGCAAACGCAUUAUGUUGGGGAUCUCAGAGCUGUGAACAAUGAGCUGAUAGACACAUACCAGCUGAAGUCCCUUGACGGGCUGGUGGAGUCACGUCUGGAGAAAAUAGUCAUCGCUCGCAAAAAAGACAAUGGUGCAAGCAGAUCAGGUGGAAAGAGGAAGGAAAAAACAGAACAGCUGUAUCUAACUUUGAAAAAGUAUGUAAACGUGAAGAACAGCUCAGACGUGACCCGAGAAGAACUCCCAUCGCAUCAUAUCGACAACUUCCCAAUGCGAAAACCCUAUGACCGUGUCAUUCGAUGUCUCGGAUUUCGGUUCAACUUCAGCAUAUUCGACAGCUCUGCCUGCCCACCGAAUAGUGAAAAUGCCAAAGGGAGGCUCCCAGGGCUGACGGCCUGGUAUGAAGCGACCGACACUCCGGGCCUGUUCGUGUUGGGAACUGCUGGUCACUCCAGAGACUACCGAGCAUCUGCUGGUGGUUUUGUCCAUGGUUUCCGUUACACAGUACGAGCUGUUCAUAGAGUUCUUGAGCAGCGAUACCAUACAAACAACUGGCCUUCAACCACACUGCUGACAACACAGCUGCAGUCUUGGAUUUUGAAGAGGGUUGGUGAGGCCUCGGGGCCAUACCAGAUGUUUGCAGUGCUGGGCGAUCUUAUACUUCUUCGAGGAUCAGACUGUGUGUACCUGGAUGAGUUCCCGCUCCAGGCUUUGCCUCAGUUCUCUUCACUCUCUGGCCAUACAGUCCCCAGCCGCGGGCUAAUCGUGGUGCUCAUGCAGUACGGGAAGAAGAAGAUCGACUACCUGGGGAGUAAUAGGGCAGAAACAGAUUGGACAAAGGCUUGGAAGUCCAACUUUCUGCAUCCAGUUUUAUACUACUAUGAGACUCUUCCUACUAAAGAUGACAUGAAGCUGCUUCCUGAGGGCUGGCCUUUACCAAGGCCCAAAGCUAUUCACCACAUGGUUGAGGACUUCCUCGCGGAGUGGGAAAGCCCCAUAUCUCACAUCCAACCACUGCGGCGCUUCCUGGAGCACUGUCUUCAGACUGACCUCAGGACUUUCUAUGCAGAGUCGUGUUUCCGCUCGUCUCUUACCCACCACAAGCCGCCACCGUUCUGCCAGCAGGGAUACCUGAAGCAGCAGGGUGUAAUCCACAGCUCUGAGCUUCAGCAGCACUUUCCUACCUCUGGACUCUCUGGCUGAUCAGGAACUUGGUUUACCUGGAACUGACCUGCCAAUCCCUGACAACCCGGUGUCAGCUGGAACCUCCAUGUCUUCAGGACUUGGCCUAUGAUUGUUGUCCCAACAGUCUGCCAAAGUAUCACACUCAUGUAUUCUCUCUGACACAGUUCCUACUAAUAGAGAUUUCAUAAUAUCGCUGUGAGUAUAUUUGAGGUCUGAUGGUGCGUUCACACUGGAAGCGUUGCAAGCGUCACGGGCGUCGCUUUUACAUUCAAAGUCUAUGGUGGACGAGCUUCAACGGACCUGACGCGCAUCAGGCGCUUUUCGAGCGUCGCUUUCCGAGCUUUUCGAGCGUUGGCGAAGCGCGUCACGCACGUCACGCGUUGCGGGCGUCAACGCCUGAAGUUGGGAAAAUUGAACUUUCGAAGCGUCAACGCGCGCGUCAUCCAAUCACAGACGAGCACUCUGAGCGCUGAUGCAGGCCAGAAGCUCGUCAAACUGGGCCCGGGAGAGGCGGAAGUACCGCCGAAAGCGAACCUCAUCCUCACGCUGGCCCCGUGAUCUGGAUCCGGCCCUGGAGGGUGUGAGAAACUGUGCGGUCGCCGGCGGGCACACACGAACACGACCCGC
Salarias fasciatus (jewelled blenny) is the source of this 2981-nucleotide messenger RNA. Its product is annotated as FAD-dependent oxidoreductase domain-containing protein 2-like. Lineage: Eukaryota; Metazoa; Chordata; Actinopteri; Blenniiformes; Blenniidae. The transcript is spliced from 12 exons. The coding region runs from base 324 to 2372 and encodes 682 amino acids. Gene Ontology annotation, cellular component: endoplasmic reticulum lumen. The record is from RefSeq and is a predicted model, not a curated record. Gene Ontology annotation, biological process: ERAD pathway. Gene Ontology annotation, molecular function: monooxygenase activity; flavin adenine dinucleotide binding.